Ostrea edulis (European flat oyster) is the source of this 6710-nucleotide messenger RNA. Its product is annotated as carboxypeptidase Q-like. The record is from RefSeq and is a predicted model, not a curated record. The transcript is spliced from 14 exons. NCBI's taxonomy places the organism in Eukaryota, Metazoa, Mollusca, Bivalvia, Ostreida, Ostreidae. Bases 639 to 1787 code for a protein of 382 amino acids. Gene Ontology annotation, biological process: peptide catabolic process; proteolysis. Gene Ontology annotation, molecular function: metallodipeptidase activity.
UUAUUUUAUUCAGGGACCUUUCUUUUCCUGCUAUAUGUCACAAACUUGUACUUCGCGUAUUCACCUUGACAUUGCAGUAUUAAGUAGAUUAAGCAUUUUGCAAUCAAUUUUAUCCUCAACUUACAUUUUUAAAAGCGUUAUAGUGCAUGAUCCAUGUCAUUUCUCAUUUGAGGGGUGUAAGUAUUUUUAUUAAAUUGGUGGAUGAAUGCUAACAUGAUUUUGACCUUGUGACCCUGACCUCCAGAACAGCAAGGACAUGUUCUUCAUAUUGGUAUCGAGACAUUCCCAUGUUGUGUACUGAAUUAAAAACUCUGCUUGUGUUGUGACACUUUGGGGCCACAAUAUGGAGUCAAAAAUUUUCAAUGGAAUAAAGAUUUUAAAAAAUCUUUUAAAAAUCAUAACAGCAGGACCAAGGUCACUCAGGAAUACUGUCGAUAUGCCAUGGCUCUUACCUACCCUGGAUCUCAUCAAGGACUUGGGCAGAUGUUGAAGCUCACUGUAGUGAUGCAGAGAAAAUCAUUCACCAUGCUUUAUAUGGACCCGCUCAGAAUCAAUCCUACAACAGACUUGCAGAAUUUACAGACACAUUUGGUUCCCGAAUUGCAGGAUCUGAAAAUCUAGAACAUGCAAUUGAUUACAUGGUCACAAAACUGAAGGAGGAUGGUUUGGAUAACGUUCAUACUGAAGCUGCACAGGUACCUCACUGGGUACGAGGAAAUGAGUCUGCAGCAAUGGUUUCACCAAGAUACCAUUCUAUGUCCAUUCUAGGAUUAGGGAGUAGCAUUGGAACCCCUCCUGAGGGCAUAACUGCAGAUGUACUAGUUGUAACUUCAUUUGAUGACCUGAAGGCAAAGGCAGAAAUGGCUAAAGGUAAAAUAAUAGUAUACAACCAAAAGUAUGUGAGUUAUGGCACGACAGUUCGCUACCGCACUGCUGGAGCUAGCGAGGCAGCCAAGGUGGGGGGUGUGGCUUCGCUCAUCAGAAGUGUGACCCCCUUCUCUAUCUACUCUCCUCACACUGGAUGGCAGGAUUAUGAUGACAAUGUGAAAAAGAUUCCAACAGCCUGUAUCACAGUGGAAGAUGCUGAAAUGAUGCAACGCAUGCAAGAGAGGGGUGUGAAGAUAAGAGUGACAUUGAAAAUGCAAGCGAAGAAUCAUCCCCCUGUGAUGUCCCGAAACACUGUAGCGGAAAUUAAAGGAUCCAAAUACCCAGAUCAGGUCGUGUUGGUGAGUGGACAUUUGGACAGUUGGGAUGUAGGUCAAGGUGCUAUGGAUGAUGGAGGUGGAGCAUUUAUUUCAUGGCAGGUCUUAUCCAUAAUAAAACAAUUAGGCCUGAAACCCAAGCGCACUGUUCGAAUGGUUUUAUGGACUGCAGAGGAGGAAGGAGCAUAUGGUGCUCAACAGUAUUACAAAAAACACAAGGAUAAUGUCGGUAAUUUUGACUUGGUUAUGGAGUCUGAUGAGGGAACAUUUAUGCCACUUGGAUUCCACUUCAAAGGCAACUCUGCUGCAAUGACCAUUAUGAAGAAAGUCCUGGAGCCACUUCAAAAAGUCCGAUCUAUUCCCUUGUCCCCAGGAGGAGGAGGGGCAGACAUUGAUAUGUGGAUACGUGCUGGAGUUCCAGGGGGAAGUAUAUUUACAGAUGACAAUAGAUACUUCAAAUUUCACCAUACCAAUGGAGACACUAUGACAGUACAAGACCCAGUAGAAAUGAAUGUGUGUGCUGCCUUAUGGACAGUGGUAGCUUACACUGUGGCUGAUCUGGAAGACAUGUUACCUAGAGGUUGAAGCCCCGCGAACUACAGAGAGUAUUUUCCAUCUUAUUUUACUACAUGAAUUGUUAUAUUUGGAGUAAAAAGAAAAUUCUCAGUACAUGUAUAUGAAUUGAACUUCUUUCAAAUUGAUUGAAAAAAAAUGUUCUGAACAGUACAGAUAGACCCAUCACCAAACUUUCUAUAGCAUCUAUCUCACUCAUGUUUAUGUUCCCCUGAAAAGCAUAAUAGUUUUGAUAUUUAUUGAAACAAUGUACAUUGUAUUUACAUUUUUAUACAGUAUACAUAUUUUUAGAUGAAAGAAAAUCUGAUAUUUGCAUUUUAGUACAUGUAAUACCCAGUUUUUAGUUCAGCUGUGUUAGAAAGACCCCUCUGAGUUCAUUUGACAAGUUUGUCAGCUGUCUGUUUGUUGGGUCUGUUCUCACACAGAAAGCUACAUGUAUUUUGAUUUGUUGUUUGUUACCUUUGUGAGAGAUCAAACAGUUAUUGGGGGCCAUUAUAGAACUAUUCGAGUCCAGAAUAUAUACUUUAUAGGGAUAUACCUUGCAUAGGAAAUCUUUUCAGGUACAAAUAUGUUCAAAUUGGCAUCCAAUGUGAAUUUAGUUAAUUGUUCAGAUUAUGGACUGCAAGUCUUUAGUGGGAUCUCAAUAGGGAUCCAAGACUUUUUAGUGGAUACAAUGAGACUAAAAGAUGCAAGCUUUACCCCAGGGCCAUAAUAGGGGUCAGGCAUAUGUGUGUAAUAUCUUCAUUAAAAAUCUUUUCAAGGGAACAACUAUUCAAAUUAAUUUAUGAGUAUCUUUAUAUGAUAUAGGUUCAUGCUUGUUAAUUAAUUUAAGAGUAUCUUUAUAUGAUAUAGGUUCAUGCUUGUUAAUUAAUUUAAGAGUAUCUUUAUAUGAUAUAGGUUCAUGCUUGUUAAUUAAUUUAUGAGUAUCUUUAUAUGAUAUAGGUUCAUGCUUGGUAAUUAAUUUAUGAGUAUCUUUAUGUAAUAUAGGUUUAUGCUUGUUCAGUUUGUUGUGACUAUUGACUCAAUCUGUAUUUACUGUAUCAACAAUGACCUAGCCAAGUGUUCAUCAUUUUGUAGUAAUCAGUGGGUUAUGGCAUUUUGAACUUGCAUUGCUUUAUUUAUUAUACUUAACUUUUAGUUCUGUUUAGUGAUAUUAUCUAUUUGAACCCUGUAUUAUCAAUUCUGCUUACUGUAUACAGGGAAAUUGUCAUCCAGAAUUAUUUCCAGAUUUAGAUUCACUCAAAGCUUUUUAGCUCACCUGAACCGAAGGUUCAAGUGAGCUUUUCUGAUCACAUUUUGUCCGUCGACCGUCUGUAAACUUUUCACAUUUUCGACUUCUUCUCCAGAACCACUGGGCCAAAUUCAACCAAACUUGCCACAAAGCAUCCUUGGGUGAAGGGGAUUCAGAUUUGUUCAAAUGAAGGGCCAUGCCCUUUUUCAAGGGGAGAUAAUUAAGAAUGUGUGAAAUUUUGGUGGCAUCUUUUAAAAAUCUUUUUCUCAAGAAUCACUGGGCCAGAAAAGAUGAAAUUUAUAGAUAAGCUUUAUUAGGUAGUGCAGAUUCUAAAUUGUUAAAAUCAUGGCCCCGGGGGGUUGGAUGGGGCCACAAUAGGGGAUCAAAAUUUUACAUACAAAUAUAUAGGAAAAAUCUUCUCAAGAACCACUGAUCCAGAAAAGCUGAGAUUUAUAUGAAAGCUUCCUGAUAUAGUGCAGAUUCUAAAUUGUUAAAAUCCUGGCCCCCGCGGGUAGAAUGGGGCCACAAUAGGGGAUCAAAGUUUUACAUACAAAUAUAUAGGAAAAAUCUUUAAAAAUCUUCUUCUCAAGAACCACUGAGCCAGAAAAGCUGAGAUUUAUAAGAAAGCUUCCUGAUAUAGUGCAGAUUCUAAAUUGUUAACACCAUGGCCCCCGGGGGUCAGAUAGGGCCACAAGGGGGGAUCAAAGUUUUACAUACAAAUAUAUAGGAAAAAUCUUCUUCUCAAGAACCACUGAGCCAGAAAAGCUGAGAUUUAUAUGAAAGCUUUCUGAUAUAGUGCAGAUUCAGGUUUGUUCAAAUCAUGGUCCCCGGGGGUCGGAUGGGGCCACAAUAGGGGAUCAAAGUUUUACAUACAAAUAUAUAGGGAACAUCUUUAAAACUCUUCUUCUCAAGAACCACUGAGCCAGAAAAGCUGAGAUUUACAUGAAAGCUUUCUGACAUAAUGCAGAUUCAAGUUUGUUGAAAUCCUGGCCCCAGGGGGUCGGAUGGGGCCACAAUAGGGGAUCAAAGUUUUGCAUACAAAUAUAUAGGGAACAUCUUUAAAACUCUUCUUCUCAAGAACCACUGAGCCAGAAAAGCUGAGAUUUACAUGAAAGCUUUCUGACAUAAUGCAGAUUCAAGUUUGUUGAAAUCCUGGCCCCAGGGGGUCGGAUGGGGCCACAAUAGGGGAUCAAAGUUUUACAUACAAAUAUAUAGGGACAAUCUUUAAAAAUCUUCUUCUCAAGAACCAUUGGGCCAAAGAAGUUCACAUUUACAUGAAAGCUUCCUAACAUAGUGCAGAGUUAAGUUUGUUCAAAUUAUGGCCCCCUGGGGUAGGAUAGGGCCACAAUAGGGGAUCAAAGUUUUACAUACAAAUAUAUAGGGGAAAUUCUUUAAAAAUCUUCUUCUCAAGAACCAGAGCCAGAAAAGCUGAUAUUUACAUGAAAGCUUUCUGACAUAGUGCAGAUUCAAGUUUGUUCAAAUCAUGGCCCCUGGGGGGUAGGAUGGGGCCACAAAGGGGGGAUCAAAGUUUUACAUACAAAUAUAUAGGAAUAAUCUUUAAAAAUCUUCUUCUCAAGAACCAUUGGGCCAAAGAAGUUCACAUUUACAUGAAAGCUUCCUAACAUAGUGCAGAGUUAAGUUUGUUCAAAUUAUGGCCCCCUGGGGUAGGAUAGGGCCACAAUAGGGGAUCAAAGUUUUACAUACAAAUAUAUAGGGGAAAUUCUUUAAAAAUCUUCUUCUCAAGAACCAGAGCCAGAAAAGCUGAUAUUUACAUGAAAGCUUUCUGACAUAGUGCAGAUUCAAGUUUGUUCAAAUCAUGGCCCCUGGGGGGUAGGAUGGGGCCACAAAGGGGGGAUCAAAGUUUUACAUACAAAUAUAUAGGAAUAAUCUUUAAAAAUCUUCUUCUCAAGAACCAUUGGGCCAAAGAAGUUCACAUUUACAUGAAAGCUUUCUGACAGUGUAGAUUCAAGUUUGCAAAAACUAUGGCCUCCAGGGGUAGGUUGGGGCCAUAAUAAGGACUACGGUUUUACAUGCAAAUAUAUAUGGAAAGUCUUCUGAUAUGGACCAAGGUGAGCGAUGUGGCCCAUGGACCUCUUGUUUUUUGUUGUUUUUUUGUAAUCAGAACGAUGAAUAAAUCUAAACUCAUCCAAUUUUAAACUUUAGUAAGAAGGGGGGAAAAAAUAAAACUGGGCUGAAAACUUCCCAGUAUUAGCAGUUUCAUUGUCAAAUAACUCAACUGGCACUGAAGACUGAAAUGAGCUAUAUUAUUGUCUCCCCUCUUCCAGGGGGGACAUAUUGUUUCUGUUCUUUCUGUCUGUCCAUCCAUCCUUCCGACUGUCAUAAAAUCUUGAGAACACUUCUCCUGUAUGGCUUAUCGGAUAGAUUUGAACUUUGUCCAAUGCUUCAUUGCCAUUUGUAGCAUGUUGGUAGGAUGGGAGGAUCCAAAUUGUUAUCUUUUAAGUUAUAGUGGAUCUAAGAGGGGUGGAGGAUGUAAAAUAGCUUGUGAACACUUGUCUUCCUAUAUGGCUUAUUGGAUAAAUUUGAAACUCUGUACAAUAUGCUUCAUUGCCAUCUGUAGAUGUGUAUAUUGGUGGGGCGGGAGGAUCCAAUUGUUAUCUUUAUGUAUAGUGGAUCUGAGGGGUGGAGGGUGUAAAAUAGUUUGUGAACACUUCUCUUAUACAUGGCUUAUCACAAUUCAUAAUGUCAGUGUUCCUGCUCAUGCUUUCUACUCCGUACCAUGCAGUACAUUAAGGGGAGGAGGUUUCAAAUGGAGCACUUCCAGUUUGGGGAGACAUUUGUUUUUCAUAAAAACAAUCUCCAGUCUGAUCAUAGUCUGUCUGUUAUUUAGAAAUAAUGAAAAUAUUAAAAAGAUAUACUGUCAUCUUCUCAUUAUCACUGGGGGUUUGGUGAUUAGGAUGCUUACUUCAAAACCAGGAGAUCCGGAUUUGAUUUUUUUAUCCUGCCAACCAUGUUAAGCCCGAGAUGUUUAAAAUAAGUAGUGACCCUUUAGAAGGAAUUAACAAACAGCAUUAGAAGUGAAAGUCAUAUGUCAUUUGAAACUGACCUUUAAAAUGGAGAUCCUGUGUCUUGGUAAAUGUUGGCAUGAAAAAGAACCCUCAUUUUUAUGACCUUUGGUGCCAUGAAUAGAUCAAAAUUUGUCUCUACAUGAAUGAAAAUUUUUUGAAUGGGGCAUAACAAAAACAAAAUCUCAAAGCACUGUGUCAAGUAAUGACAAAUCUUGUGAUGUUCUAUCAGAUAUUGACCCUUUGGACAAGAACAAGGCCACAACAGGGAUUUAGAAUUCUUUUUUGUUAUAUUAUCAGGAAAUCUUUGAUAUUAUCUUUGUAGAUUCAAAUGUACUCAGAAAAUUCCUCAUCUUAGUAAGAAAGAUAACUUGUUGCUUUGUAAUCAAUGAAGUCAAUGAGCCUCUUAUUAUCAGUGCAGGUGGAGGGGGAUGGUGAUUUUUUAUUUUGUUAUACACUGAUUGUUGAUAUGGUGUUAAACUUUGUGGAUAAAGAUCUGGUCAAUUUUGAUUAUGCCAAUAGCAUGCAUGUAGAUUUGCUUGAAGUGAAUGGUCAUUUUACAAUCUAUCAAAUGUACCUGUACUAGUUUUAUCUUUUAUAUAACUUGUAAUCAUAUCGAAAUGUUUUUGGAGAAAAUGUUGUAUAUUUUGUUUGUUAAAUAUAUAUUUUAUUGAAGACUUA